Molecule: messenger RNA, 2319 nt
Organism: Glossina fuscipes
Lineage: Eukaryota; Metazoa; Arthropoda; Insecta; Diptera; Glossinidae
Exons: 2
Coding region: 813-1373 (186 amino acids)
Source: RefSeq, a predicted model, not a curated record
UAAGCAGAGAAAGCAAAAGUUCUAGUGUGUUCCUUAUUCACGUUUGAAAAUUACAAACAAAAAGAAAGGCAAACAAAUUUCAACUGCAGUCAUGGUUAUAUGAAAACUAUGUUAAAAAUUUUCCAACAUAUAUGCACAAAUAAAUAUUUAUGUAUACAUAUAUAUUAAUAUAUAUAUAUGUGCGUGUUUGUGUAUAUCAUAUAUAGUUAUUUGCUUCUUUUGGUUUGCGGCUAUAGAAGUGUGUAUGAAUAUAUAUUUAGUUAUAUAUAAUGUAUGUAGACCUCCAGUGCACAAGUAUGUGUAUCAUAAACAUUUAUCAAAUUCGAUGUUCACCUCGUGUAGGUGUAAAAUUGAAAGCAACUGUCGCUUGACAAAUAUUCCGCAUGCCCUAUAAUCACUAGUUAUAUAGUAUAUUCCCUGUAUAUAUAUAUGAAAUGUUAUGUGAUGUGCAUAAAGUGGCUAGUAACUAAGACUGUACAAGUAAUAUAAUAAUAUUAAUAAUAAUACUGUACCCGUAGCUGCACAGCCGCAUAUAUCACGACCCAACAUAGCGAUUGGUGUGUAUACAAGGAAAAAUUAAUAUUUGAAUUACUGCUAUUAUUAUUAUUAUAUGUAUAUUAAAUAAAUAAAGCAUCAUUGCUAUUUUAACACAGGCUUUCGUUUUACGUGCGUAGUUUGACUUGACACAUAAACGGCGAAAUGGAAAAGUGUUUACUUUGUUUGGAAACCGACUUGGAAUUUGAGCCAAACAUCAAGGUGGACUCAACACAUUGGGCAGAAUUAAAUAUAAAGAAUAGUAUAGAAAAACAUUUAUGGCCGAUAAACAAUGGAUAUGUCAUACUUGUUGGAAAGAGUUACAUGGUUUUCAUAAGUUCUACACACGACUGGGAACUGAAACGGCUAGUGUAAGUCUACUUAAUGUUAACUCAGAAAAUAUAAAAUUGGAGAUAUCGUGUAAUGGAUCACCCAUACUAGCACCUCCGCCAGCGGAACAAACUGAGCAAAUGGUCUCCGAAACUAAAGAAAUUGAUAAAGAAGCUUUGUUUGAAGAUAGCUUAGAAACGGAAAUCUUAAUAAACCCAUCAAUACCUACUUGUGAAUUAAUUAUUGAAGAAAAUAAAUUAUCUAUUGAUGAAACUUUGUCGGAUACUGAACCGAUUGUGCAAAAGAAGCGUAGGGAUCGACCACGCAAGCAGCAAGAUGCGGAAAGCUGUCUACCGAAUACAAGAAAAAAAGUAAAAAUAUUAAAACGCCAAGGUGUAAAAGGAAAGCAAAAAGAUAAUAUUCCUUCCCGCAUAACGUCUGGUAAAACUAUUGCAGGAUCUGAUAAGGCUCUUGAGAUAAAGCCAGAAACUGACAGCUUGAUGUUAUAAUGUCUACGAUGGAAAAGUUUUUGUUGAUUCUGCGCAAAAUUUUGUGCCUUACCAAAUAUGGAAUAGCGGGCUACUUUACAUCUAUUACUUACGUGAAAGGUAAAAGUGAUGUUGAAGUAAAAAAAAAAAAAUUUUUAACUGCGUAUGGGGCGCACUGGUGCCAACAGUGAUUUGCAAAAUUUCGUUUUGGCACUUUUGCAUCAAGUUCUUGAAAGUCUGUAGGAACUGCUCGCGUCCAUCAGGCUGCAGUCGUUUCAACCAUCUCUUUCUCCUUCCUCUUACUACACGGAUGGACGACACACCUUGAGUGAUGAGAUAAUACAAAAACAUGGAAUAUCUCUUUGUGAAGUAGCCGAUACCACAAGUAUACAAGUACUUAUCUUCCAGAAAAAACUAAACUAAUAAUCUCAAGGUCCAUUCCAUCGUUUCAUUAAGGGUUAUUGUCUAGUAUGUAAUGCGGCACUCGGUAUGAGCAUGAACAAGAACUUAUGCGCGUUACUUUUUUUUCUUUAUAAAACGAUAAAACUAAACUCUCUAGUAAUUAAUGAAUAUAUUGUUUAUUCAGAAACCGGUUGGCGGCAAAAGAUAUAAGUUUGUUGUUGUUGUUUUUUUUUUUUUUUUUUUUCUGUUAGAAACGCUUUUGCGUUAUUUUGUUUAUUAAUAAAGAUUUAUUUAAUUUUUUUUUUUUUUGUUUUAGUUAUGAUUACAUUUACUUCGCUUGUUUUUACAGUUAAAAUAAAAAGGCACUUUGAAUUGACUUAAUGGCCAGAUACAAAUAAAUUUUUAUAAUAUUUAUAGUUAUUCUUUAAUUUGCAUUAAUAGAUAAUAAUUGAUAAAAAUAAGUAUUCAGUAUAUUCGAUAUGUGACGUUAUGCUCUUUUUUUUUAUAUAGACUGGCAUUGAAGCAAAACUAAACUAAAAGUUUUCCUAAUGUUUUAGAUAAGAGA